Laetiporus sulphureus 93-53 is the source of this 2422-nucleotide messenger RNA. RefSeq lists its product as uncharacterized. Gene Ontology annotation, biological process: regulation of DNA-templated transcription. The transcript is spliced from 10 exons. The record is from RefSeq and is a predicted model, not a curated record. Lineage: Eukaryota; Fungi; Basidiomycota; Agaricomycetes; Polyporales; Laetiporaceae. Gene Ontology annotation, cellular component: nucleus. The coding region runs from base 280 to 2034 and encodes 584 amino acids. Gene Ontology annotation, molecular function: DNA-binding transcription factor activity, RNA polymerase II-specific; zinc ion binding.
CGCGCUUUUCCUUGGACGGUCGAAAUGAUGAUGUGUCUACUCAAAUAAAUCAAGCGUACGCAAGAUUGAAGCUCUUGAGUAAACUGCUGGACAACACAUUUUUUGGGGCAUCCUCCCUUGACUUACAGUAGUGAUUACGGAUGCUGUGGUCUUUGCGAGAACGCAAACCGUCAUUUGCUAUUAAUCGCUGAACGAAGUGAUUUUCUCGUCACGGCGAAUAACAGCCUUCAUCAGCACUGUACCUGCUGCGGCAAGACCACAUAAAGCAGGAGCCUCUAGAUGGCGCACAAGAUUGCGUCGCACUGCGGAAAUUGUGCACAGGAAUCCAUAUAUACUACGCGUAAACUUGGAAAUCAGCAAGCUGCCGGCCCAUCUCGUUCUCGAAGAGCUCCUCGUAACUCUGCCUGCUUAAACUGUCGUAAACGAAAGCAUAAAUGCGACGGUGUAAGACCUACGUGUGGACCGUGUAUACGCUCCCUCAGGGGAAACGAAUGCAUCUAUCUCGAGAGUCCAAGACCCAGUCGACAGCAAGCGCUUGAGCAGCAGAUCAUUCGUCUUCAAGAACGUCUUUCGGAGCUCGGUCAAACAGACGGUGACUCACUCUCGGAUAUCUCUGGAGAACAACAGGAAUCUCCUACACCAUCAGUUUCACCCUAUGAUGCUACCAGCAGCAAUAAUCACGAUUCUGGUGCCCUCGUGGCGAGAUACCUCGGGCAAGCGACUGCUAGUAUGUCCAUUUCAGUCAGCAGCAUGCCGGAGCCGUCUUCGGCUGCUGUACAAUCAAUCGUCAACGCAUUCCUAGUACACUCCGAUCAAGUUGGGUUCUUCCUUGACAAAGCCCGCUUCUCGGCGCUUGUCUUCCUCGCACGUAACGAUGCUCGGCUGUCACCUGCACUGCGCGAUGCAGUGUAUCUGUGGGGCGUCCACUUCUCCGCUACGGAUGCGUUAGCAGUAUACGGACCUGUGCUUCUGACUCGAGCAGUGCAAGCGCUGAACAGCGCAAGUGUCAACAUGGCGGCGUUCGAGACAAUGCAGAUCGUGCAGGCUCAGAUUCUUGUUUCCAACUACCAUUUCUCGUUUGGUAGGAUGGUGGAGGGGAAGUAUUUCUGUGAUGCCGCAGCUAUACUUGCUCUGAGCUGCCAUCUCUAUCGAAACGGCUUCUCGCAGACGUCCCACACCCUUAUAGAUGUGGACAACUCUUAUAACCCAUCCUUGCGGACGCGAAAUGACACCAUUGAACCGGCUGAACAUUCCCGCGCACGGUGGCAUCUCUAUGUGCUCGAAAAAUGCUGGGCGGCUAUUCUGCAUUCCAGUUCGCGCAUUCAUGGCACUUCUGGGCCAUUCGAGGCCGAUGAAUAUGGAGUUGAUAUCCCGUCACUUCAAGGUGUACCACUGUCUGUCGCAAGCGGACAUGGCCAGGACAAUGUCAACGAUCUGAUUCUUCAGGCGAAGGCCGCUGCUUUGUUCGAGCGCGCAACUAGGCUCACAGCAGAAUGGACUGCAGACACCGACCUUGAACGUUAUGCUAUCGAGUUCGUGCUGCUGGAUGACAUGAUAGAUCGCUUCAUCACCAUGGUUGAGCCCAUGCACACAUCUUCCGGAGGAACGAUGAGCCGGACGCUCUUGACCACGCUUACAUUGGCUCAUGCCGCCACCAUCCGACUCCACGAGAAGCUCCAGCACUCGGGGUCGCUAUCUGGCAAGAAGGAUGUGCGCGCAGCGAAGGCAGCCUCGGUCGCCCUAGUCAGCAUUGCUUCAGAACAGCUCCCGUUCCUGAAUCCCAUCAUAACAAUUCUGUGGACCAUCGUCUGCCGUGUCUUAGUACGUGAGAAAGCUCGUCUGCGAGAGUUAUGGACGUCUUCGUCUGCUGCUCAGCGCGUGUUGGCCAGCGAAGCAUCAUUACAAACCAUCCAAGCGGCGCAUGCCGACACCUCUUCUGUGCUCUCUAGCCUCACAGCGGUCAUGUCUGUAUAUGGCCGCACGUCCCCCUUCAUGGCGACGCAAGCCAUACGCAUGCAGCAGGAAAGUGCAUAAAGUGCUAUUUGCAGGCCUGUUAUUCAUUAAUUUAUUGGAAGACGCGACGCUAUUAAUGCAGCAUGUUCGGCGUUUAUCAUACAUGGAUGCCGUUGCUCUAUUUCGACACGGAGUAUAUUCUCUGCCAGUGUCAUCUCGCACGAACACCACUGCCACACACAUGGCUACUACUAAUGGAGUCCAUGCUGGACCCACGGGUACAUCACAUCUGUUGUCAUCAUUACGCUGCGUUGGUUCGGAAUUUAAAUUUGCAAAUGUCUGAUAGGCUUCUCUACCCUCAUUUGAGUAGAGUUGCGGCUCCCCUCCAUGCCUUCGAGAUAGGAAUGGGGAACAUCAUGGCGAUUGUGCCAGCUUUCAUUUCAAGUGAUCGUCGCUCUACUCUAUUCUG